Ustilaginoidea virens is the source of this 249-nucleotide messenger RNA. RefSeq lists its product as uncharacterized. Lineage: Eukaryota; Fungi; Ascomycota; Sordariomycetes; Hypocreales; Clavicipitaceae. The transcript is spliced from 2 exons. The record is from RefSeq and is a predicted model, not a curated record. Bases 1 to 249 code for a protein of 82 amino acids.
AUGCCCGGCUCGGAACCUAGCUCGCCCUCUUCUGCCGCUCCUGGCCCUUCCAUGGGCGCCGGCCCUGCUGGCUUCGGCGACAACAGAGGCAUCAAGUUCCAGAUCAGGACUGGCAACGCUCGAUGGACCUGCACCCUGCAAGACCGCUCUCACUAUGAGCGCCAGAAGGCCGCCCGUACCAACUCGACCGACUCGGUCGCGUCCACCUCUUCUUCUUCUUCUUCUUCUUCGUCCACCACCUCUCACUAA